Molecule: messenger RNA, 2280 nt
Organism: Thunnus maccoyii (southern bluefin tuna)
Lineage: Eukaryota; Metazoa; Chordata; Actinopteri; Scombriformes; Scombridae
Gene: pus10
Product: pseudouridine synthase 10
Exons: 18
Coding region: 118-1749 (543 amino acids)
Biological process (GO): tRNA pseudouridine synthesis
Molecular function (GO): pseudouridine synthase activity; RNA binding
Source: RefSeq, a predicted model, not a curated record
UUUGAUUAACUCCGCCUGUCGGAGCAGAAGCAGCAUGGAAGCAUCUUCACAGGAUGAACGUGUGAACUCAUAACUGGACGUUGUCUCGUGUCUGUGCUGAAUAUCUCGCCUGGAGUCAUGCUGCCUCUGAAGGAGAAGGACAAGCCCAUCGUCCAGAAGCUGCUGUCUUCCGGCUGCUGCGCUCGCUGCGUCCUCAGGUUCUGCUGCAUCAGCGUCCAGGCGGCCUACAGGAAGCCCCACCAGGAGACGCUCAAGGAACUUCAGACUUUCAUCAGCGAUUCAGAAAAUGGCAAAUCCCAAGAUUCAGCAGCACCGGAGUCCACGGAGGAAAACAACAAAUCCCAUGAUGCAGCGGUGUCAGAGGCAGCUGAAGACCCACCGAGUAAAAAAGCUAAACUGGAUCCGGGCCUGGUGACCGACGCGCCGCCAGAGGAAGACUCUGCUGCUGUCGUCACGCUGAAGGAUGAAGAGUCGUGCGUGUGUGUGGUGUGUUUGGGGAUUCUGCAGGAUCUCUGUGCCCCGAGUCGGGCCGUCAAGAUCGCGGAGGCAGUGAAGAGAGAAAACUACAAGUUUGACACGUUGGUGCUUUCUGUCUCUCUGCCGGCUCAGCUGUGUGUCCGCGAGCACUCCUGUUGGCUCCAUGUGAAGAAAGAAGUCAGAGAGAAGAGCACCGUGCUCGACAAGGACGACGUCGUCCAGGUGAAGGAGGCCUUCAAGUGGGUCAUGCAGGGCCUGGUCGCCAAGGAGCUGGGGGGCGUUGCCGUGGUUACCAAGAGUGCGUUCGAGGUCGGUGUGGAGUUCACACACCCGGAGACUGACGCUGACUGUCAUUUCCUUGCAUCAACGUGUCCCGACUGCUUCAAACCCACCAAGAACAAACAGUCCAUGUUCACCAGGAUGGCGGUGGUCAAAGCUCUGGAAAAGAUACCUGACAGCAGAUUCCUGAAACAUUACAGUUGUCCUCCGACACGUCCGACCUCCAGCUGCUCCCCUCAGGACGUCCAGUGUCUCCACGUGUCUGUGUUUGUGGCGGGGAGGUACAACAAGUUCUGUCGCAGUCUGCCUCAGACUCCCUGGGUGAUCGAUGGAGAGAGGAGGAUGGAGUCGUCGGUGGAGGAGCUGAUCGCAGCGCCCAUCCUGUCCGCCUUCAGGGCCGACGGAUUUAACUUCUCCUCGUCUGGCAGGGAGGACGUGGACGUCCGGACUCUCGGAAACGGUCGUCCGUUUGCGAUGGAGCUGCUGAAUCCUCACACGUCCCGACUGAGCAGAGUGGAGAUGAAGCAGCUGCAGGAGACCAUCAACAACUCUUCAGACAAAAUCAGAGUGAGAGACCUGCAGAUUGUUACCAGAGAGGCUAUGAGUCGGAUGAAGGAAGGCGAGGAGGAGAAGACCAAGUCGUACACGGCGCUCGUCUGGACCCAGAAACCCAUCCAGAGAGAAGACAUCACCUUCAUCGACGACAUCAAGGAUCUGACUCUGGACCAGAAGACCCCUCUGAGGGUUCUGCACCGCCGGGCGCUGGCCGUCCGACAGCGAGUCAUCCAUAGCAUGAACGCCCGCUUCCUGGACCCACAUCACUUCCACCUGGGCCUGAAGACUCAGGCCGGGACUUACAUCAAAGAGUUCGUCCACGGAGACUUCGGUCGCACUAAACCCAACCUGUGUCAGCUGCUGAAGACCGACACGGACAUCCUGGAGCUGGACGUGGAGUCUGUGGACGUGGACUGGCCUCCUCCCAUACCGGAGUGAACGCCGCCCUGCUUCACUGACGCCGGCCUCGUCGACCUUGGCGUCCCGUGUGGAGUGAGACGUCCGAGCCGUCGAACAGAUUCAGAGCGUGUGGAACAGGAAACCGUGACGUCAUACAGUCCUGCUGGCUGCUCCAUUUAUGUUUUGGUUCUGCAAGUCAAGGACGUGUAGAUCACAGGAAAUAACCUUACAACGCAAGAUGUUAAUUUAAUAAAGAGUAAGUUUAUAUGUGAGGUUAUAACGCUCAUUAUACACCUGAACUUUUUCUGUAUGUGGUCAGAUGGAAAGAAAAACCUUUCAUUGGCACCGACUGCGGUGUUGUACUUUGGAAAAACAGUCGUCAGUCAUGUGACGUUUGAGUACAGUUGAAGAAAAGGUGAUUUCUGUUCUGUUGGAUAAGAAGCAGACGAGUCCUGAACUUUUUAAAUGUCAAAUCUGUCCUGCAAAUGCAAACAGCAGCUUCUGUUUUUUGUAAAGAAUCUCUCUAGACGUGUUUUGAGAUGUAUAUAAAUACUCUUCUUUGCAUUAUAA